This is a messenger RNA of Ilyonectria robusta, 1495 nucleotides long. RefSeq lists its product as uncharacterized. The coding region runs from base 41 to 1450 and encodes 469 amino acids. The transcript is spliced from 2 exons. NCBI's taxonomy places the organism in Eukaryota, Fungi, Ascomycota, Sordariomycetes, Hypocreales, Nectriaceae. Gene Ontology annotation, molecular function: oxidoreductase activity. The record is from RefSeq and is a predicted model, not a curated record.
CCAUAUUCUACACCUAUCAUUACACCAUAACCUCCACGGAAUGGCAGACAUUGUUGACGCAGUUAUCAUCGGCGCCGGGCUGAGCGGCCUCCAGGCAGCAUUGGACCUGCACGAAGCUGGCCGAUCUAUCACGAUACUUGAGGCUCGCGAUCGUGUUGGGGGAAAGACCAACUCGGUGCAGCGCCUCGAUGGCAAAGGCGUUCAGGAGAUGGGUGCGGCGUGGCUGAACGAUACCAACCAGUCGCAUGUCUGGAGCUAUUGCCAGAAAUUUGGCCUGACGCCGGUCGUACAGAACGUCGUGGGUUUGGUGGCCAGUGAAGAUGCCAACGGCGAUUGCCACAUGUUUCCCUUUGGCGAAAUGCCCAAGUUUGGGCAAGCCGAGGUGGAUAACAUCACCGCCAUGCGAGACAUGGUCGAAGCGGCAUCACUCGAUCCGGAGAAUUUCCAACAGCCUAAGCGUGGCGAACUCGACAGCAUGACAUUCGAACAAUGGUGCAGAGAUGCCGGGGCUGGAACACGAGCUCUGCACACUGCGCGGCUCUGGUGUCGUGGCACGCUGGGUCAAGAUCCUAGCGAUGUUUCGGCACUCUCCUUUCUGGAGAUUGCCCGCGGUGGGUUGGGGAUUGUGAAUCUGCGAUACGACGGCAAAGAUGGAGCCCAACAUCUCCGUCUCCAGGAGGGCACCCAGUCCAUUUCCAUUGGCAUGUCGGGUUUGCUGCCCACUGGGACUGUCAAAUUCAACUCUCCCGUCAGUUCUAUCACGCAAGACACUUCGAAGCUCUGUACCGUGACUACGGCAGGCGGUCAAAAGUUCAAGGCACGAAAGGUCAUUGUCAGCAUCCCCGGGCCCGAGUACAAGAACGUCACCUUCAACCCGCCGCUCCCACGCCAGAGAGACAUGUACACCAAAGCUGUGCGCUACGGGUGCUACAUCAAGUUCAUUUGCUUGUUCAAGACGCCUUUCUGGAGGCGGCAGGGUUCUUGCGGGCUCGCACAGAGCUUCCGAGGUCCCAUCAACCAUUGUCGUGAUACUUCAGUUGAUGACCAAGGAAACUAUGCAUUGGCAUGCUUCCUCACCGCAGGCCCGGGACGAAAGUGGGCGGGCCUUGAUGAUGACCACCGCCGCGAGGCCAUUCUGAAACAGCUGGGUUCCUUGUUUGGCGUGGGAUACGAAGCUGUCAAGUCUGAGUUCUUGGAUUCCAUCACUUCCGAGUGGAUGCAGGAUAGGUGGGCCGGAUGGGGUUGUCCUCUUGCCACUACGCCUCCCAGUACGGUCAUCGGCGAAGGUGCCGACGGAGAGAUGAUUGGAGAGAAGUUUGGUGGUGUCUAUUUUGUAGGCACAGAGCUGACGAACGAGUGGCGCGGGUACAUGGAGGGAGCACUACGAAGCGGUAAGCGAGGCGCUACUCAGGCUCUGGUUGAUCUAUCUAUGGACGAGGUGCGUUUGUAGUCAAGCAAUCGCAUACUGUCAUUGGAGAAAUGCUGCAAAGCGGAG